Heterobasidion irregulare TC 32-1 is the source of this 1086-nucleotide messenger RNA. It is a transcript of the gene mnp2, whose product is annotated as manganese peroxidase. Bases 1 to 1086 code for a protein of 361 amino acids. The record is from RefSeq and is a predicted model, not a curated record. Gene Ontology annotation, biological process: response to reactive oxygen species; hydrogen peroxide catabolic process; cellular response to oxidative stress. Lineage: Eukaryota; Fungi; Basidiomycota; Agaricomycetes; Russulales; Bondarzewiaceae. Gene Ontology annotation, molecular function: heme binding; peroxidase activity. The transcript is spliced from 11 exons.
AUGGCUUUCGGAACUCUCGUCGCAUUUGCAUCUCUGAUCAGCGUUGCCAGCGCCGCCAUCACAAGGCGUGUUGCCUGCCCGGACGGGGUGAAUACUGCUACCAACGCUGCUUGCUGCGCAUUGUUCGCUGUCCGUGACGACAUCCAGGAGAAUUUGUUCGACGGCGGCGAGUGUGGUGAAGACGUGCACGAGUCACUCCGUCUAACAUUCCACGACGCUAUUGGCUUCUCCCUCUCUGCUAAUACUGCGGGCACUUUCGGCGGUGGAGGCGCUGACGGCUCUAUCAUCAUCUUCUCCUCCAUUGAGACCGCAUUCCAUGCCAACAACGGCAUCGACGAGAUCGUCGAGGAGCAGAAGCCGUUCAUUGCUAGGCACAAUAUCACGCCAGGCGAUUUCAUUCAAUUCGCGGGUGCAGUCGGUGUCAGUAAUUGUCCUGGUGCUCCGCAACUGGACUUCCUACUCGGUCGUCCUGCUGCUGUGGCUCCUGCUCCCGACUUGACUGUCCCUGAACCCUUUGCUACUGUCGAUAGUAUCUUAGCACGCUUCGCUGAUACUGGAUUCAGUACUGAUGAAGUCGUUGCAUUGCUCGCAUCGCAUACUAUUGCUGCUGCGGAUAAGGUCGACGUGACAAUUCCAGGAACUCCGUUCGACUCCACACCCGAAAUGUUCGAUACUCAAUUCUUCAUUGAGACCCAGCUUCGUGGCACCCUUUUCCCAGGGACUGGUGGAAACCAAGGUGAAGUUGAAUCGCCCUUGGCGGGAGAGCUGCGCCUCCAAUCGGACUCGGAGUUGGCCAGAGACUCCCGCACUGCUUGUUUGUGGCAGGCCAACGUUAACCAACUGGAACACAUGACAACAGCAUUCAAGGCAGCUAUGGCCAAGCUAGCUGUUCUAGGACAGGACCCAUCUCAGAUGGUUGACUGUUCGGAACUGAUCCCGACGCCUCCACCUUUCACUGGUGCUGCCCACCUGCCUGCCGGCCUGACGAUGAACGACAUUGAGCAAGCGUGCGCAGUGACUCCAUUCCCUACCCUGCCGACUGACCCUGGUCCGAUCACCUCCGUUGCUGCUGUGCCUCCUUCUUAA